Messenger RNA from Helianthus annuus (common sunflower), 766 nucleotides. RefSeq names its product GSH-induced LITAF domain protein. The coding region runs from base 91 to 531 and encodes 146 amino acids. The record is from RefSeq and is a predicted model, not a curated record. The transcript is spliced from 3 exons. Gene Ontology annotation, molecular function: zinc ion binding. NCBI's taxonomy places the organism in Eukaryota, Viridiplantae, Streptophyta, Magnoliopsida, Asterales, Asteraceae.
CGACAUUCCAUCUAUAUAACUAUAACCCCUCAUUUAGUCUCAACAAACCCCCCAAAAACGUGUUGUGUAGACUUUAAUAAUCAAUCGGAGAUGGAAAAGAAGAACGAGGAACCGGUGAUGGGGAUCCCUUACAACUCCAACUAUCAACCUCCACAGCCGCAAUACUACGUUGGACAUAACCCCUAUCAGGCCGGCCAGAUCCCACCUAACGCCGUUUACGGCGACCCCAAAGGUAUUCCAAUUCAGCAGACUAUUUACAGAGAUACCCCUGCUCCAGUUAACUGCGCCUUUUGUGGCAGUUCCGGUCUCACCACCGUCAGAUCAAAGCCAAGUCUGGCUGCUGUUGUUGGUUGCAUGACACCAUUCUUUCUUGGAGUAUGCUUUCUUUGUCCUUCAAUGGAUUGCCUUUGGCACAAAUAUCACUAUUGCCCUCACUGUAACGAGAAGCUUGCUGAUUUUGAGAAAAAUGACGUGUGUUUGGUGAUGGAUCCACCAAGUUGGUGUCUACCGAGUUUCGCGUUGCCUGCAUAAUCAUGCAACAUGUAUGUAGAUGGGCUCUCCAUAUACUUAGAUAUUUGGAUGAGAGCACAUUCAUGUUGAACCUUUCAUUGUAUUAUAAGUUUUGAGUGAAGGUCAGGGUACUUUUACAGAAGGACAUGAUGUUGAUGAAUGUUGUAUAUUAUUAGAACUUGCAUAUUGUAUAGCUUUCUUGUGAUUAUAACUUGUAUUUUUUACACGAGUAAUACUUUGCCAUAUUUGAUUUUCA